AGAGGCUGCGCGGCGUCCCCCCCCCCGCCCACUUUCACUUUCGUUUCUGGCCUGCCUGGGUCCGAGCCCGGUCCGCCGCGGUGGGGCGGGGGAUGGCGGAGGCGGUGCGGGCGCUGGAGGUGCUGGGCGUCCCCCCGGACGUGGAGGAGGAGCUGCUGGUGCUGUAUUUCGAGAACAGGCGCCGCUCGGGGGGCGGCCCCGUGCUGGACUGCAGGCGCCAGGGCAGCCGCGCCGUCCUGACCUUCGAGAGCCCCGAGGAUGCACAGAGGGUCCUUGCCAAGCCCAGCCACACCCUGCAGGACACUGGGCUGGCAGUUCGCCCAGCUGCCCCACAGGAUUAUGGGAAGGUUCUUCUCCGGGGCCUGAACCCCCAAACCGACGGCAGCGUCCUGGAGCUCUACGUGGAGUAUGUGCUGAACUGCGAGAGCGGCCGCUAUACCAUCCACCGCAGCCCAGCCGGGGACCAAGCCCUGGUGCAGCUGCCAGAGCCGCUCAGUGACUCAGAGCUCCUGGCCGUGGAGGAACGCGUGCGCCGGCGGCUGCUGGACGGGGCGCCGCUGGCCGUGGAGUGGGUGCAGCAGACAGACAGCGUGCUGGUGUGGAGCCGGGGCACCGGGCUGAGCGGGGAUCUGCUGGAGCUCUACUUUGAGAACAAGCGGAGCGGCGGGGGCAGCGUGCAGGCCGUGAGGGUGCUGGCAGGGGGCAGGGCGGCCGUCGUCUCCUUCCAGGACCGGGCAGCUGUGCAGCGGGUGCUGGAGAAGCCCCACAGGCUCCAGGAGAGCGACCUGGACCUCUGCCCCUACUACGACUUCCUGGAGCCCCCCGACCGCCCCCCGGAGGAGGGAGCCGAGGCCCCUCCAGGGGAGGCAGCGGCAGAGGAGGGCGGGCCCCCGGCCAUCUGCGUGAGCGUUGAGGACGCCGUGAAGCGGCAGCUGCUGGAGUCCAGCGGGGCCCUGCCGGAGCUGCAGGCUGUCUUCCCGGAGCUGAAGCUGCGGCUGGAGGAGAGCGGGGCCUGGAUCUCGGGCGGGGAUGAAGCCCGGCGGCAGCAGCUGCAGGAGCGGCUCCUGGGCACCCUGCAGGGGAUGGGCCAGGAGCUCCUGCCGCUCCCGGCCCAGACCCUCUGCUUCCUGCAGCGCGGCGACGUGCGGGAGGAGGUGGAGCAGCUGCUGGGCAGCCAGGGCUUGCCGGCCUGCUGCGCGCCCAGCGGGAGCGCGCUGAGCGUCACGGCGCUGAGCCCUGCGGCCGCCCGCCAGGCCGCCUCCUCGCUGAGCGCGGCCCUGAGCCCCUUCUGCCUGGCCGUGUCGGCACAGCACCUGCACGCCCUGGCCUCGCCCCGCUGGGAGCAGCUCCAGGCCUCGCUGCACUGCUGCUCCGUGCGCCUGGCCCCGGGCGGCGAGCACCUGCAGGCCCUGACGCUGCGCGGCCUGGAGCAGGAGAACAGGGAGAAGCUGCAGGGCUUCCUGCAGGACGCCGCGCUGGGCGAGAGCCUGGUGCCCAUGGAGCCGGGGAUGCUACGCUACCUGCAGCUGCACUACCAGGAGCUGCUGGCCGGCAUCGCCGAGGUCACACUCCUGCCGCUGGAGGGCACCGACGUCGCCGGCUUCAGGCUGAGCGGGGAGGCGGGCGCGUGCCGGGCAGCGGCAGAGUUCCUGCAGAGCCUGCUGGGCACCAUCAGCUCCCAGCCGGUGACCCUGCGGCACCCCGGCAUCGCUCGCUUCCUGCUGGACGAGCGAGGCCAGAGCAUCCUCCGGGAGCUGGAGAGCCGCUUCCAGUGCGUGAUUGGGCUGGAGCAGGUCCACUGGAGCCCCCCGUAUACACAGCAGGACCUGGAGCUGCCCGAGGAGCCCGUUCCUCUGAGCUGCCGCCGAGACUCCCUGCCCACCGCCCAGCUGCUCACACGGCUGGAGCCGCCCGACGGCGCCUCCACUGACUGGUGCAGCACCAACCUAGAGGAGAUCAAGGGCCUGCUGGCCGCCCUGGAGCCCGGAGAAGCGGCGGAGGCUCCUCAGCUGGCCGCCCCCACUGCCGGGGAGGCCCCGGGCUCGGCAGCGAGCAGCCCCGAGGAGGAUCUGUACACCGUGGGGGAGCCUGGCGCUGCUGAGGGGCAGGAGGAGGCGGGGCGUGGCGGGGAGCGGAGGGCUCUGGCAGACGGCGGCGAGGAGGAGGAGGAGCCGUGCUGCGGCCCCGAGGCCGCCGUCCAGUCGGAGCGCAGCGUGGAGGAGGCGGCGCAGCUGCUGCUGGCCAUCCAGCAGUCCAUGGACAGCCAGCGCUGGGAGGAGGAGCAGCUGCAGCGCGCCACGGAGCUGUCCCUGCGCUCCUACGAGCGGGAGCAGCACCAGGCCUCGGCGGAGCCCGCGCCUGACCGCGGCCUGCAGGCCGCCCUGCAGGAGUCCCUGGAGGAGGCGCUGUGCGUGGCCGGCUCCGCUCGGCUCACCAUCUACGCGGCCUACGAGCGGGACGUGAGCGCGCUGCCGGGGCAGCUGGAGCAGGCGCUGCGGGCGCAGCGGGGCCAGGAGACGGUGGUGAGCGAGGGCCUGCGGGCCCUGCCCUCGCGCUGCCGCGGGUCCCUGGCCCAGCUGCAGCGCCAGCAUGCCGUGCGCAUCUCCCUGCAGGACGCCACGGCCACCGUGCACGGCUUUGCCGACUACACGGCCCGCGCCGCCCGCGACCUCGCCCGGCUCCUCCCCCGCCUGCUGCAGGCCCGGCGCCCGCUCGGGGAGCCGGCCGCGCGCUGGGUGCGCUGGGAGCCCCCCGGCGUCGCCGCCCCCUACUCCUCAGAGGCCAGCGCCCUGCUGGAGCAGGCCUGGCGCCAGCGCCGGACGCGGCUGGAGGUGCUCUUUGACGGCAGGCCCUUCGCCAUCGACUUUGAGCGCAUGGAGGAGUACGACAUCGGCAGUGCCCGCACCCUGGCCAUCUCGCGCACCGAGCCCCCGGCCCCGGAGAACGGCCGCCCCACAGCCACGGAAGAGAAGGGCCCCGCGCUGGACCUGGACGAGGCGGUGAAGCUGGUGCCGCUGGGCCAGGGCUCGGAGGAGUUCCGCGACACCGUGCGUCGGUUCUACGACACGCUGGAGGACUUCCACAACAAGAUUCGCAUUGUGAAGGUGGAGAAGCUGAUCCACCCGCUGCUGUACAAGCAGUACCAGCUGAAGAAGGCCUGCAUGGAGAAGGCGUGCGGCCACGAGGCCGUGGAGCGCCUCCUCUUCCACGGCACCACGGAGGAAGCCAGCCAGGAGAUCUGCCAGCACGGCUUCAACCGCAGCUUCUGCGGCAAGAACGCCACGCUCUACGGGCACGGGGUGUACUUCGCGGUGAAUGCCGUGUUGUCGGUGCAGGAGCAGUACUCUCCACGCAGCGCCGACGGCAACAAGUACGUCUUCGUGGCCAUGACCCUGACUGGGGACUACACGGCGGGCAGCCAGGACAUGCGGGCGCCACCCCUCAAGGAGGCAGCCGAGGCCCCGCUGCGCUAUGACAGCGUGGUCGACAACCCCAAGAAGCCGGCCAUCUUCGUCAUCUUCAAUGACACGCAGGCCUAUCCGCAGUACCUCAUCACCUGCCAGCUCUCCAAGCCUCCGGCGCCCCACUGAGCCGCUGGGCGCAGGCCGGGCUGGGACCCAGCCCUCUGCGGGGGUUACCCUGCUCCAGCUCGCACCCUGCCUUCAUGCCCCUCUCCGCUGCUCUGUGCCUGCGGCUCCCCUGCCCUGGGCCUUCCCUGUACCAGCCUGGCUGGGAGUGGAGAAGGGGCCUGGUUCUGGGCUCCUUGGCCGAGCUGUGCCCUGUGGAGAGGCCAGGGAUCAUCCCCUGCCCCGUGAGCAACUCUGGAGCUGCAUGGCCUUGGCAGUCCACCAGGGAGCUGGGCUGCUCUGGGUCCCCAGGCUCCGUUGCAUGGCAGGGCCCCCUCAAACUGGAGCUAAGGGGCACCCCAUUCCCAGCCUCUCGGACAUUGCCCGCCGUAUGGCGCCCAAGGGCUGGUGCCACGGCUCUGUCGGGGGGGCGGGACCAGGGGCGUGAACCUCACAAGUCAUGGAGAGCACUGGAACCCAGACAUGGAAUAAAGACGGCAACCUGAGCCUCUCCCUCUGCGUCCCUGGGCUCCAGGUGGCUGGGGGGGGUCCCUCCUUGGAGCAACUGUAAGGCUGGCUCUGUGUGCUGUGUGGCUCCCCUACUUGGGGAUAAGAGCCUACUGCUACCACUGCCUGGAGUCGCACUGAGGGUGAGGCUGUGCGGGGGCAGUGCCAUGGCUGACCGCCCGUAACUGAUCUGGAAAAAGGGGUAAAUAGGUGCCAAAAUUUGCAGAAGACACAAUUACUCACACUAGUUAAGUCCUAAGCAGACUGAAGAGUUACAAGGGAAUCUCACAAAACUGGGUGACUAGGCAACCAAAUGGCAGAUGAAAUUCAAUGGUGAUAAAUGCCAAGUAAUGCACAUGGGAAAACAUAUAAUCCUACCUCUACAUGUACAAUGAUGGGGUCUAAAUUAGCUGUUCCCACUCAAGAAAGAGAUCUUGGAGUCAGUGUGGAGAGUUCUCUGAAAACAUUCACUCAAUGAGCAGCGACAGUCAAGAAAGUGAACAGAAAGUUGGGAAUCGUGAAGAAAGGGAUAGAUGAUAAAACAGAGAACAUACUGCUUUUAUAUAAAAUCCAUGGUAUGCCCACAUAUCAUGACUACUGCAUGCAGAUUAACCAUUUAACCUUUUACAUCCCUAACUAGUAAGCCUUAGUCUUACCGUUAACUGGAUGUUAACCCUGGUGGCCAGCCAGGCCUCUGGCCCUGGCCUGCUGGAGUCACUUUGGUUAAAAGAUAUAAUUUUAUUUGUUUAACCGGUUAACUUUUUAGACCAAUAUUUACAUCCCUAGUGCAGAUGUGGUCACCCCAUCUCAAAAAAGAUAUAUUGGAAUUGGAAAAGGACAACAAUGAUUCGGGGUCUGGAACAGCUUCCAUCUGAGGAGAGAUUAAGUAGACUGGGACUUUUCCCCUUGGAAAAGAGACAACUGAGGGGGGAUAUGAUAGAGGUCUAUAAAAUCAUGAGUGGUGCGGAGAAAGUGAAUCAGGAAGUGUUCUUUACUCCUUCUCAUACCACAAGAACUAGGGGUCACCAAAUGAAAUUAACAGGCAGCAGGUUUAAAAGAAACCAAAGGAAGUAUUUCUUCACACAAUGCACGGUCAAAGGAUGUUGCGAAGGCCAAGACCAGGGCCCCAUGCAGCCCCCAUGGGCUCACUGUGCGGCCUGCGGGGGGCGUAGGCAAGCGGCGGGGUGGGGCAAGCCAACGGCCGGCAGGCGGGCAGGGUGGUGAAGAUGCCGGUGGCUGGGGGGCGGGGGGCUGAGGAGGCAAGCGGCGAGUCGGUGGCUGGAGGGGGGCAUCCCUUCUCAGUGUUUUACUUUUUGGUACUGUGUUGUACCUAAAGUGCUGUGCAGGAUCUUUUCAGGGGCCAUAAGGCAAAACACUGCAGUUAUUAGUACUGCAUGAAAUAAUCAGCACUGUCAUAUGCAUACGAUCUAUAUCGCACGCACCAGAAACGCGCUCCAUCUCGCUGGUGUUACCAACGAGUUGCUCCCCUUAACUUCACUGGCCAGGUGAGUUAGAUGGGAGAGGGGUGGGGCCGUGCUUCUGCCAAUCCGGAUCAGUGCUCCGAUGUUGACAAGAUGAGAUCCGGGGUCCCCUGCGAGACACCUCAAUCUAUAGCCGCUUCCCUCUCAUGCAAAUCUAUAUCAGAUACAAAAUCUGGGCCUGUGUUCAUUGGUCCUUUGUGCUGCUUUUCUCUGGGCUGGGGGUUGUCCCAAUGCUGCAAAGAGGGUGUUCCCAAAGGAGGGUGCUGGCUUCUAACCCCCACGGCCGUCAGUAUAUCUGCUCUGCUCGAGUCAGCCCACUGGACAAGUGUGAUUGUCCUUGGUCUGGCUCCCAUCACCUCUCCAAGGGUUGCAGCUGCCUGGAGGUGCCUGCCUUCCACGCCUUCCUCAGUGACACCUCAUUCACUCAACAGGGCCAUUGACUACAAAGUGGGGGGAAGGAGGACUUGUGGCACCUUAAAGACUAAACAAUUUAUUUGAGCAUAAGCUUUCGUGAGCUACAGCUCACUGCAUCGGAUGCAUACUGUGGAAAGUACAGAAGAUCUUUUUGUAUACACACAAAGAAAAAAUACCUCCUCCCACCCCACUCUCCUGCUGGUAAUAGCUUAUCUAAAGUGAUCACUCUCCUUACAAUGUGUAUGAUAAUCAAGUUGGGCCAUUUCCAGCACAAAUCCAGGGUUUAACAAGAACGUCUGGGGGGUGGUAGGAAAAAAGAAGGGAAAAUAGGUUACCUUGCAUAAUGACUUAGCCACUCCCAGUCUCUAUUGAAGCCUAAGUUAAUUGUAUCCAAUUUGCAAAUGAAUUCCAAUUCAACAGUUUCUCGCUGGAGUCUGGAUUUGAAGUUUUUCUUUUGUAAUAUAGCAACUUUCAUGCCUGUAAUCGCGUGACCAGAGAGAUUGAAGUGUUCUCCGACUGGUUUAUGAAUGUUAUAAUUCUUGA
Molecule: messenger RNA, 6511 nt
Organism: Caretta caretta (loggerhead turtle)
Lineage: Eukaryota; Metazoa; Chordata; Testudines; Cheloniidae
Gene: PARP10
Product: poly(ADP-ribose) polymerase family member 10
Biological process (GO): protein poly-ADP-ribosylation; negative regulation of gene expression
Cellular component (GO): nucleus; cytoplasm
Molecular function (GO): transcription corepressor activity; NAD+ poly-ADP-ribosyltransferase activity; nucleic acid binding
Source: RefSeq, a predicted model, not a curated record